UCUUGUGAGUGAAAGUUACUUUUAUGUGCAACGAAGCUAUGGGGACAAAGUAAUUCCCCUCAUGGAUCAUCAAGUCUAAGUGAGUUGAUCGCCCAAUGUAGCAGGAUAAGAGUAGCUUUUCUUAAAUUUACUCAAGUAAAAGUAAGCAAUAUGGUGCUGUAAAAUAACUCUUACAAGUACAUUUUCUUUUUCAAAAAGUUACUCAAGUAAAUGUAAUAGAGUAAUACAACUCGUUACUGGUUAGUCAGUUAACAGGAUGUGAUGCCAUGAUGACUACCAGUUGCCAUGUCAACCACUCAUGAAGCCUGAGAAUAGGAAUAAACAAACAAAUAAAUUAGAACAGCCUGUAAUCCAACAUGUCUUUUUAAUUGGUGGAGGUGGAGCAGCGCACAGUUUAUGAAACGAUAAUGGAGUGGGUCCGGAGGAAGUGUGGGCGGGUCAUACAAACCGCCGCUCCACGCGGCGCCACUCUCGGACCUUACUGCGCAGACUCUGGUUCUAAACUCACAAGAUGGCACCUCUCAUAACUCCAGGAAAAUAGAGCUCCACAGAAGUCAAGUGUAAAAGCUGAAGACAUUAAAGAUGGCAGCGUUAUUAGGCGGGAAAUCGCUUGUUCUGAGUCAAGGAGGAAAGGUAAACACUUCCUGAAACAACCACAUUCACAGGCGUCUUCUCUCAGUUUUUCUUCCACAGGAUGGUUUUGUCACAGUGAGGAAAAGAGAUUUAGAGAAGUUAAUCACCGAAGUCAUGCAGCUCAAGGAGUUCCUGCCCAGAGUUCUGAACGAAGACCUCAUCAAAAUGCUGCAUAGAGUUCGCACGUCACAGACAAUCAUGGAGAAAAUUGUGAAAGAGAAGGAGCAGCUGCGACAGAGGUGUCUGCACCUUCAGUCCCGUCUUGACGCAGUACAGACCGAAUGUCAGAAAGAAAGAGAGGAGAAGCUGCUGUUGCGCGAGCAGCUGUGGCAGAGCAGAGCAGAGAUGCAGCAGCAGGCGGAAUUCUGCUCUGGUCUGGGAUCUGUCACCUGCAGUCUGCUGUGGAGCUGCUCGGCCAGGGAGGACAUAGUCACGCUCUGGCUGGCAGAUGGGAAGCUGCAGCCAUUCCUGGCAGUGGCCGCUCAGACUCUGGAAAGCUUUGCAAGGUCUCUGGAUGAAGAGAUAAAAGUUCCAACUGAGGACCACGACUCCCAUGAGCACCAAUUUGUGUUGGCCCUGACUGGGACCAUUACAAACGUAGCAGCAGUAACAUGUGGGCGAGACACCCUGGCCAUCUCCGCUCAUGGCUUACUGAACGUUGUAAUGAAACUUCUGGAGCUUAUGAAACCCGGCGUCUUCCCGAAACUGAAAAUGUUGAUGCUGAUGGCUCUGUACAACGUGAGCAUCAGUGUGAAAGGGCUGAAGUACAUCAGCGAGAACCGAGGAUUCAUGCCUCUGAUCUGGUCCCUGCUGGAUGAAAAACACUGGGAGGUGUGUCUCCACUCCUUGCGUCUCCUGCAGUCUGUGUUGCUGGAAGAGGACAUACCGCUGGACAUAGGGUCCUCUCUGCUGGAUCCGGACCUCCGUUCUCGUGUCAGCCGGCUCGCCUCCAGUGUACAGCCCAGCCUAAAGCUGACUGCUAAGCAGAUCCUGGAGGACCUGCAGGCCCUCCAACAAGUACAGCAAUCAACACACAAUGAAGCCCUGAAUUCAAAGCAUGUUAAAAGACAUGUUGUAUGAGAUUAGUUAAAAUAUACAUACUUUAGGUGGGUUUACUUCUGCAGAGAUGUAUAUUCACCUCUGCCAGUUGUGUUCUGUUGCAAUUCUGCUCAAAGGUCAUUAGUCAUUAGCUGGUGGAUCUAAUGUUAUUACAGGUGCAGUUAAUGCUUUACCUGACUAAGGACUUUCAGCAGAGCACCUGCAUAAUUUGUUAUUUUGUUAAAGAGUUGAACUGUUAUUUGUACAGUUGUUUAUUUUCACAAAUUUCAAAUUAUUCACUGACAAAAAAUUUCAAAUGCGGCAUUUUUACUAAACACACUAUAUUUCAGUUAUUUAUUCACAAUAAAAAUCACUCCCACAUUUUAACGGUUGAAUGCUUUUGAAAUGAUGCAAGGUUGGGGAGGUCUAGUAAUCCAGACAAUUUUAGCUAAUGUCUUGUUUAGCAGUAAGUACCGCACCGAUUGAACUGAAAGCUGAUGAGAGGAGUAAAGAAUGAAUCCGAACAGGAGUUGUAUUUUUUUAGUUGUACAGCUUUAUUGUAUGCUUCUACAGUAAAGACUUCUCAGCAAU
Messenger RNA from Mugil cephalus (flathead mullet), 2262 nucleotides. RefSeq names its product heat shock transcription factor 2 binding protein. NCBI's taxonomy places the organism in Eukaryota, Metazoa, Chordata, Actinopteri, Mugiliformes, Mugilidae. Bases 748 to 1713 code for a protein of 321 amino acids. Gene Ontology annotation, cellular component: cytosol. The record is from RefSeq and is a predicted model, not a curated record. The transcript has 9 exons.